This is a messenger RNA of Terrapene triunguis (Three-toed box turtle), 2082 nucleotides long. It is a transcript of the gene PLEKHG7, whose product is annotated as pleckstrin homology and RhoGEF domain containing G7. The record is from RefSeq and is a predicted model, not a curated record. NCBI's taxonomy places the organism in Eukaryota, Metazoa, Chordata, Testudines, Emydidae. The coding region runs from base 1 to 2082 and encodes 693 amino acids. Gene Ontology annotation, molecular function: guanyl-nucleotide exchange factor activity. The transcript is spliced from 13 exons. Gene Ontology annotation, biological process: Rho protein signal transduction.
AUGCAACAACCAGUUUGUGAUUAUUCUCUGGAACUGGAUGAAGAAACUUACCCCAAAGCAGAACAUCAUCUAAACAAGAAGAUUGACCCACAUGAAGAGAAUGUUGAUUUGUCAGGAAACAGUGACUCAGAAAGUGACAACUUCCAGCCCUGCGAAACAAGGGCUAUCUCAAUUGGUAUGGACUGUAAAAUGUCACCAGUUGGCUGCAUCCAGAGAAGAAGUUGCAGUGAGCCUCCAAUCUUGCUAAAGGUUCCAUCAAAGGAGCACGAGGAAAGCUACAGUGCAGCUUUCCACUUUGACAGGCAUGCUCCAGGCAGAAUUUCCACCUCCCCAACGCUAAGGCGGUUAAGAAAUAGUGUGGCCUCCGUCUCGCAAGCUUCAGGACUUCAGGAAUGCUUUGAUGGCACUAGGUUGGGAAGCCAGAGGGAGCACGCUGGUUCCCUGCGGCAUAUUUGUAAAAGUCCACCUCGGUGUACUAUGUACUAUUCCUCUUCCUCAUUUUCAUUACCCUCCUGCAUUCAUGAAAAAUUGCUGUCUUCCAAAGAAAACUCUGAAACUCCAUUAGCUGCUUUGGAGACUUUUGACCUCAAAUCAAAGCUACCACAUCGAAAAGAUCAGCUCAGCAAUGGUAGUUCUGAGCCAGUGUUUCAAAAAGUGUGGAAGGUCAACACUGCUCCCCUGCCUGGGAGAGAACAAGUUUCCCAGCUUAACACUACUCAGCAGGCAUGUGUUCAGAGUAAAGACAAACAAAAGCAAAUGUCUGAUCUGAAAAACUGUCUUUCAACCAUUAAGAUCACAGACUGCAGCGGAUACGAGUUUCACAGUUUUAAGACUGAGGAGAAAGACACUGAUGAUCCAUUAGAAAUGAGGAAAGAAGAAGCUACGUGGGAACUUUUUACAAGUGAAUGCAGUUACUUUCUGGAUCGCUUACUGGUUCUCAAGAUGAUAUUUGUGAAUACGCUAAAAUACCUGCAAAACAAUGAGUUCCUCGUGGAUGUGGAUUUGUGGGGACUUUUUGCAAACUUGGAGGAGUUAAACCAGGUGAGUCUCAGUUUUGUGACUGAUUUUUUCAAAAUUAUAAAGGACCAUGUCACUGCAUCUGAAUCCUCCCUGGAUUUCAUCUCUGUACUCACAAAGUAUUUUCAAGGUAACCUCUGCCAGAUACACCAGAUUUACUGCCUUCAUUACACCUCAGCCAUCUUUUACUUGGAGAACCUGAGGCAGAGAGAAGAUUUUGGAAUCUAUCUGAAAUGGUGUGAACAAAAUGAACAGUGCAAACGACUACAUCUGCCAGAACUGCUGGUGGCUCCUUUACACAGACUGACCCGAUAUCCCCUCCUCCUUAACAACAUCUGGAAGAGAAGCACUGAUGCAGCACAGAAAGCCACCAUCCUCUCUAUUAAGGAAAAGGUGGAAAAGUCCUUACGAGAUCUUGAAGGAAAAGUAAAAUGGCUGGACAAUUUUCAGAAAUUUAGGCAGCUGCAAGAGGUUAUAAUUUGGCCUCCACUUUGGGAUCGUGACAAAAGGUUCUUUCUCCCAGAGUGUCUGAAACAUAUUUUAAGAGAAAACAUGAGUGAAAACAUCUUGUCUUCCUCAAAUAGACAGCUUCUUCAUGAAGGGAGGUUAACUCUUGCAGAAAGUACAAGGAUCCUUGAUGUCUACCUCUUUCUAUUCAAUGAUUUCCUAUUAAUUACCAAAACUAAACGCAACAAAAAGAAAUACGGGGGCUCAGACGUUGGUUUAAUACCUGUAUGCCCUUCCUUUUCUCCUGAGCUGCAGUCUUUGGUAAAAGAUGGUGGUUCUUGUACAGUCCUGGACCAGCCCAUUCCACUAGACAGACUGACACUCAAAAAUAUUGAUCCAUUCCAUGUGACAGUCCUUGGGCUGCGAAAUGCUUUUGUAAUACAACAUGAAAAUAGAUAUCAACAGUGCAUCGGAGUCUUCUUACUACAAGCACAAACAGAGACGGUCAAAAAAACAUGGAUGUCAGAGAUAGAAACUGCGGUCUCCAAUUAUGCCAACGGACACGAAACUCAGAAAAGCUCCUUUUUCUGUUUGCCAUCUGAAUCCUCUGAAAUUUAA